Messenger RNA from Cloeon dipterum, 1640 nucleotides. It is a transcript of the gene Lnk, whose product is annotated as SH2B adapter-like protein Lnk. The transcript is spliced from 5 exons. The coding region runs from base 106 to 1518 and encodes 470 amino acids. Gene Ontology annotation, cellular component: plasma membrane. Lineage: Eukaryota; Metazoa; Arthropoda; Insecta; Ephemeroptera; Baetidae. Gene Ontology annotation, biological process: intracellular signal transduction. The record is from RefSeq and is a predicted model, not a curated record. Gene Ontology annotation, molecular function: transmembrane receptor protein tyrosine kinase adaptor activity.
GUUGUUGUUGGCCAAAGAAGAGCGGACUGAUUGAACGGAGUGCAGCAGCAACAGCAGUGCUCGGUGCGGCGAUGGCCGCUGAUCUGGCCUGCAAGUGAGACGGCCAUGGCCGCCCUGGAGGUAUCCUGGGCUGAAGUGUGCGAGAGGCACGCCCGGUUGGCGGCCGCCGAGCUGGCCAAGGCCGUGGGCUGUCUCGAGGGGCGGCCGGGGGCGCGUGAGGUGGUGCGCCGCUUCGUUGACACGUUCGUCGAGGAGGCCGAAACGCAGCUUGUGGAGGCGGGCGGGGGCGGCUCGCCGCGGACUUCCUUCCUCCGGAGGCUGUCGUUCAAGGGCCUACGGCUGUUCCAGCGCAGCGAGGACACCUCGGAGACGGGCCGCAACCGCCGCCUGGCGAAGAUCGUGGUCGAGUGCCGCAAAGAAGGCAUCGUCAACUACGUGACCGGCGAACAACUCGACGGUCGCGAGCAUAAGUGGGAAAAGUGCCGACUCGCCCUCGUCAAAACUGUCGGCGGCUACAUGCUCGAGUUCUACUCGCCGCCAAAGGCGUCCAAGCCAAAGAGUGGAGUAUUUUGCUUCCUGAUUGCUGAAGCCCGCGAGACACGAGCGCUAGAAAUGCCUGACAGAGAAAACACAUUUGUCCUAAGGGCAGAAAACAACAUGGAAUACAUAAUUGAGGCACACGACGCUGAAGACAUGAGGUCCUGGUUGGCCACCAUCAAAUACUGCAUGCGAACAACAAGCCCAGAUGAUAAUAAUGCUGACGGACAGGAUGUAAGAAUUCGAGUGGAGAGAGGCACGCGCCCAGAGCCGAUUCCUUCUCACAACACAGCCGCAUCCUCCCCAGCAGGCUCGUUAGGGGCCGCCGAAAACCCCCCUGAACUGCCUCCCAGGGUGCCUGGGGGACUUCGGCUUUCAAGUAACAGCAAUUUUGAACUGUGCUCCAGCCAGCAAGAGUUAGAAAUGAUGGCUGAGGCAUCUGGUGUUGGAACCGAGCCAGACAAUGCUGUGGUGCUCCGGGAGUAUCCUUGGUUCCAUGGAACUCUCGCUCGCUCAGAGGCUGCCCAAUUGGUGCUCAGCGCAGGGGCCAACGGACAUGGUGUCUUCCUGGUCAGGCAAAGCGAGACAAGGAGAGGCGAGUUUGUCCUCACUUUCAACUUUCAGGGCAGAGCAAAGCAUUUAAGAAUGACCCUGAGUGGAGAAGGUCAGUGUCGUGUGCAACACCUCUGGUUUGCAUCCAUCUUCGACAUGCUGGACCACUUCCGUAUCAACCCCAUCCCGUUGGAAUCUGGUGGUGCCUCCGACGUCACUCUAGCCGACUUUGUGGUAGCUGGCAGGUCUGCACCUGCAAAUGCAGCCUCAGCUGGUGGUAGUGGUCAGAGGACAGCAGCGCCCCCUGAGCCCAGAGAGCAGGUGAUUACUCACGGAGGCUCGGUACGAACAAGGACAGAAUCGAUGGAGAGGCUGGAGCGCCAGGCUGCAGGAGGCCGAGCGGUUGAGAACACGUACAGUUUUGUCUAGCAAGCAUUCCAGACUGAUUGACAGUGGCCAAAGACAGGAUGCGUGUGUGCAUGUGCAUUGUGUGUAUCUCUAGUCCUCUGAUAAUAUGUAAAUAAAUAAAUAAAUAAAUCACUCUCAAAGCA